AUGGCGUUCAUCGAAAGCCUUGUCGACGUAGAAUUCGUAAAGGAUUUAGUAUGUAGUCAAGGCAAAACACAUGAGGAAGUUUCAAACAUUUUAAAGGAGAUGUUUCCUGAAACAACUCGCGGGCUAGGCGAGAAGAGUGUGUACCGCUUUUGUAAGGAACACGGAUUAAGAAGGACCAAAUCUGACGCAGAACUCGAUGUUACUGUGAGAAAUGCUGUGUCUAUGGUAAGCGUAUAUUUACUAGAAUGGUAGGGGGGUAGUGCGGCUAGAAUGGUGGGAGGGGGUAGUGCAGCUAGAAUGGUGGGGAGUGUAGAUAUUUAAAAUUGAAGAAUGUAUAUUAUACCCAACCUACAGGCGUAGGGACUCCCCGCAUUGAAGUAUAUACACACAUUAAAGUAAAGGACCAACUUUGCAUAACUCCUUUCAAUCUCCAAAAGCCUUGUCCGGGGGUGGGGUGAACGGAGAUUGUGUAGAAAAAGUUUGUUGGUAAAUUGAUUGGAAAUGGUCGGUAAAUUGAUUAAUGAAUAAAAUUGAGUUGGCUGGUAAACGUAGAGGAGCAGCCCACCAGUUGAAAGGGUCCUUGUCUACGACGUUCUCUUCAGAGAAGCGCAAAACCUUCUGAUUUCCAUGAAUAUUUUCACUGAUGUGUAUGUAUGCUAUUUCAGGUUGGUCCAGUAUAUGGAAGGAAAAUGCUGAAGGGAUUUUUGGACAGUAGAGCUAAAAUAGUAGUGGCAUCCGAAAAACGAAUUGGUUCUUCUCUUGCCAGAGUCAAACCAGAUAACCAUAGAAGGAGGCAACAGAACAUUGCCAGACAGAUAAAUCCUACUCCAUAUGUUGCUACGCAUUUUGGUCACAAAUUACAUAUAGACCAAAACGAGAAGCUUGUCAGAUAUGGUGCUACUCAUGUUGGCGCAAUUGAUGGUUUUUCUCGUUUUGUAACAGCUUUUACUACAAUGCCCAUUAAGAACAACUUGCUGAUAUAUGAUAAUAUUUACAGGUAAGUAUAUAUCAGUGUCGUGUAAGUGUAAUAUUACCCAUGGAAAAACAAAACCGAAUGAUUUUUUCUAUUUAAUUUUUUACACUUUUGUAGGAAGACUGUUCUUGACUUCGGAAUGUUUGAUCAAGUCAGGACUGAUCAUGGAAAGGAAUUUGUCUUGAUACAGUUUGUGCAAGAAACUUUAGCUCAUCUGAGAAGAAAUGUUGAUAUUGAUCCUCAUCGACAAACCGAAUCCAAGCAUGUAAGGAACAAUGUUUCAAAUUAAAUAUACAAUGUUUAGAGUGCUCAAUUCCACGUUCUUUGUCGAGCGAAUUAAUAUUAAAUUCUUAAUUUGAAGGGACACAGUCACCAAUCGGCCUUUCUCACGCCGCCAUUUUUGGAUGGCUUUUCAACCGAAGUCUUCGAUUUAAGUCCCACAUAACAGCGACUUUUUAUAAUUUUUUGGACGAAUGUUGGUCAAUUUGCUUUGUAAAUGGUUAAAUUAUGCUGAAAAAUUGCUUUCCACAUUCUUUUACAGUCGAUUUCACAAAACUUUUGCCAAAAUGUUCCAAACUUCGUUCCGAAGUUCACAAAAUUCGUUUCGAAGUUCACAAGUUCAACAUUCAAAUUCACAAGCCGGUUUGUAAACAAGACCUCUGAUUGGUCCAUGAAUUGAAAGAAGCCAAUCAAAUACUUAGUUUACAAACCAGUUUGUGAACUUAUGAACUUGCAAACUUCAAACUUUGGAACUUCGAAAUGAACUUGCAAACUUUGAAACAAAGUUCAGAACAUUUUGGCAAAAGUUAUGUGAAAUCGACUGUAAUUAUCUGCAUUAGUUUAAUAACGAGAAUUAGAUGCCACCCAAAAAAGGUAAAAAUGGCGGAUAUUCACGUGAGAGGCUAAUUGAGACUAAUUGAGCGAUGUUAUUUAGUCCGAUAUAAAAUUCCAGAACUUUUUCAAGUCAGUGAUUUGCUCAUAUCAUGCUAAAAUAACAUCGCUCAAACGGUGACUGUGUGUCUUUAAAUAGAGUGAUAACUCUGCACGAGUUUAAGGCUCAAUUACUCAUAUUUGUUUUACCUAUACCAGUCAGUUAAUUUUUAGAAUCUUCCUAUUGAACGUUUUUGGGUUGAAAUAAAUGGAAGAGCCAACUACCCUAUAAAACGUGUUUUGGUGGAUAUGGAAGCAUGUGAUGAAAUUGACAUGGACAACAAUGAGACAAAGUAUUGUGUUUCAUGGGUAACAAGGAAAUUAGUAUCCAUUGCAACACACAACACUGUGGAAUCAUGGAACAACCAUUGCAUACCAAGUAGGUUUUCAGAAACUAUACCCACAAUCCGUAGCUGACAAAUUACGAAAGUACUGAUACUCUUCAGUCUGUGUUACCAAAUGCAACAUACUGAACGAUUUUCCAGUCCCGUUACUUAAAGGGAACUGUCAUACCGUUCAGUCUGAACCACGGUCGGUCGGUCGGUCAGUCAGUCAGUGACCACCAUCAUUUGUCAAUUUUCAUAAAACAAUGUACAACUAUAAGUCAACUUUCAAACACAUCCUAGGCUCUUUGGAAAAAUUAAAAAGAUAAUUAAAAAUGUUUAUUUUCAUUUUUGACAGGACGAGGAAAACCCGUCAUUCUCAGGGACAGUAAUAAUUUAGCGCAAGUGAUCGACCCUAUCUACCUUCCUGCAUGUGAUGAAGCUGUGCAGGUCUAUGAAAAUCUAGGAGGAAGGCUAACCAUGGAACCGCAGUUUGGAGAAGACCCGUUAAAUGGUGAUGAAGAUUUACAGACCAGAAGAGAAUUACUUUGGUUAAAUAAUGUACCUGAUGUGAAUGUUAUAUGUGGCCACCUUGUCAAUGAUCUUGACCACUCUUUCAGACACGCAGUGAAUAGUUUUUGUGAUCUUACCAGGCAGCUUUCCGCUUGA
Messenger RNA from Paramuricea clavata, 2895 nucleotides. NCBI's taxonomy places the organism in Eukaryota, Metazoa, Cnidaria, Anthozoa, Malacalcyonacea, Plexauridae. The record is from the annotation of a GenBank genome assembly.